CAAGUACCAUCAGCUCACGGUUCACGAACUACCCCCUCUAUUUUCGCCCAGCUCACAUCAUCAUACCGCACUUUUCGGCUCUGUUCACCGAAAUAUCCUCGAUGUCCCUCUCGAAACAUCGCCUGGUCAAGGGGACUUCCCGAGGAACCACCUCAACUGUCCAGUUGACCAUUCUUCCUGCUUCGAAGGCUUACCGGAAAUAUCAUCACAAUAUGCAGCCAAUCGUUUCCCUGUUUUCAACCCUCCCAGUCCGCUGA
Molecule: messenger RNA, 257 nt
Organism: Aspergillus viridinutans
Lineage: Eukaryota; Fungi; Ascomycota; Eurotiomycetes; Eurotiales; Aspergillaceae
Exons: 1
Source: RefSeq, a predicted model, not a curated record